AUUCUCCAAACGUAUUUGUUGGAGGGGACUAUUCUCCAGGCGAAACGGAUUUUGUCAAAUUUAUUACUUCUGGCACUUUUGUAGAUAAAUCACUCUUUAUUGUGGAAUUCAUGGUUUACAGUGUACACGCCAAUCUGAUUACUCGUCCUCGCCGGUUUGGGAAAUCUACGAACCUUUCGAUGCUUUAUACUUUCCUUGCACCGGCAUUAUCUGAAGAGGAUAAAGAACGGAGGUUUGGGUUGUUUAAAGGUCUCAAAGUCGCUAAAUUCGAUUGGUUUAUAAAGUUACACUUCGGAAAUUGGCCCGUCAUCCACGUUA
Messenger RNA from Ambispora leptoticha, 318 nucleotides. Lineage: Eukaryota; Fungi; Glomeromycota; Glomeromycetes; Archaeosporales; Ambisporaceae. The record is from the annotation of a GenBank genome assembly.